Molecule: messenger RNA, 1442 nt
Organism: Rhododendron vialii
Lineage: Eukaryota; Viridiplantae; Streptophyta; Magnoliopsida; Ericales; Ericaceae
Product: putative axial regulator YABBY 2
Exons: 7
Coding region: 520-1086 (188 amino acids)
Biological process (GO): cell fate commitment; multicellular organism development
Cellular component (GO): nucleus
Source: RefSeq, a predicted model, not a curated record
GGGCACCUCCAUGUUAUACCCGGAGGGACAUGGAAUAAUCUCCCUAGUAAACAUUCCAAAGCCAAAGGGGCAUUAAUUAUUCUAUCCAUCUCUCACACCCCCUCCUCGUCCGCUACACGGAAGGCUACAGUGGACUGGACUGGUUACUGUAGGGGCAGUGACUCCCACCCACUCAUUCCCUCAAUCAUAAUUCAUAACCCAACACAACCUCCUCCUCCUCCUCCUCCCUCUCUCUCUCUCUCUCUCUCUCUCUCUCUCUCUCAUAAUCCACAAUCCACCUUCCCGCAAAAACCGCCUUUUUCCUCUCUACCCACAUCACAAUACCACUCACACCCUUCCUCCGUACUCCCACUCUCUCACUCACUCUCUCUCUCUCUCUCCCCCCACCACUAUCCCGACCAGUCCAGUCCCGUCGAUCACUUCUGCUACGGCUUUAUUGAAUUUGUCAAAGAAUUCCUCUGAUCUGAUCUGGUGUGGUGAUCUAUCUACACAAAUAGUCUGAGCUAGUAGCUAAGAAAAAUGUCAUUGGACAUGGCGUCCGAGCGCGUUUGUUACGUCCACUGCAACUUCUGCAACACGAUUCUAGCGGUCAGUGUGCCAUGCAACAACAUGUUGACAAUUGUGACAGUUAGAUGUGGGCAUUGUGCAAAUUUGCUGUCUGUCAACAUGGGAGCUUUGCUUCAGACUAUUCCUCUUCAAGACCCUCCUCAGAAACAACAAUCGAGCUUUGAAUCUGGAAGCAAGGACAGUGGAGGAUCAUCUUCUAAAUGUAGCAAAUUUGGUGCAUUCAGUUCAGCUGAACUCGAACCUCCUAGAAUGCCUCCCAUUCGCCCCCCGGAGAAGAGACAACGUGUUCCCUCUGCUUAUAAUCGAUUCAUUAAAGAGGAGAUUCAAAGGAUAAAGGCCCGAAAUCCUGAGAUUAGCCACCGGGAAGCUUUUAGCACAGCAGCUAAAAACUGGGCACAUUUCCCUCACAUCCACAUUGGGCUAAAGUUGGAUGGAAACAAAAAAGCAAAGUUAGACCAAUCAUUUGCAGCAAAUGGGACUCCUGAUCAUGAAGACUCUGGUUCUGCUAAUUUCUACUAAAAUUGGCUACCGUACCAAUGAGACAAUUGGUGCGAUUAUUAAUAAAUUGAUCUCUGGUUAUUUUCUUUUAUGCAUGGGAUAAAAUACCUAAGCUUUGAGGUUGAUAAUCAUGAUCAAUUCGAUCUAGCUUUAUCCUAUAAUAACCCAAUAUUUGAAUGGCCCUUACAAAAACCUUAGCAUCGAUCCCUAUAUCAUGUUGUUUUAUUUUCACAUUUUAUCCUUUUGAAUUGCCGGAACUUCUUGGAUUCUUUUUUCGUUUUUUUGGUUUUUCAUCCUUGUAAUUGCAUUGAUGUUGAGCUCCAAACAUUGUGGUAGCAAUAAUAUUUCUUUGUAAUAAUGCACAUAUUUUUGUUUCA